Messenger RNA from Rhincodon typus (whale shark), 2332 nucleotides. RefSeq names its product tyrosine-protein phosphatase non-receptor type 12-like. Gene Ontology annotation, biological process: peptidyl-tyrosine dephosphorylation. Gene Ontology annotation, cellular component: nucleus; cytoplasm. Gene Ontology annotation, molecular function: non-membrane spanning protein tyrosine phosphatase activity. Bases 1 to 1434 code for a protein of 477 amino acids. The record is from RefSeq and is a predicted model, not a curated record. The transcript is spliced from 8 exons. Lineage: Eukaryota; Metazoa; Chordata; Chondrichthyes; Orectolobiformes; Rhincodontidae.
AUGGAGAGUUGCCUGUUGGAAGGAGAUGCUAAAGAAGAAAUAUUGCAGCCUCCGGAACCCCAACCUGUACCACCGAUCCUCACUCCUUCUCCUCCGUCUGCAUACCCAGCUGUUACUACUGUGUGGCAAGACAAUGACCGCUACCACCCUAAGCCAGUGGUGCACUCAUUUACAACACCACCUCCCACAGACCUCAAUGAAAAUUACAACAAAACUUUGGAUACCUACAAACAGAAUGAAAAUUGUGCUGUGCACAUUGACCCGAUUGAAAAAAAGCUAGAAAGAAAACUGAGUAUUGAAAUAAAGAAAAUACCACUCCAAGAGGGACCCAAAAGUUUUGAAGUGUCCCCACCUGGUGGAAGCAGCUCUUUUAACAGAGUAUCAUUCAGUAAAGUAAAGUCUGCAUCAGCAGUUGAGAAUGAGGAAACCAGUAAAUCAGUGGAACUAAGCUGUGGACAAAUUUCUGCAGUUUCAGAGGUGGACGUUCGUCACGUGGAUGCUGCCGAGGAAGGGGGGAGUACUGAUGUUGUCUUGAGACCCGUACAAUUGCCACUUAAGGAAAGAGCUCAUGCUUUGUGGAACAAGGCAAGCCACGAAUGUCCACCACCUGCAUUUAGCAAAUCUUCCACUGGUGAUGAACUGUGCAAUACUCAAUGCCAUUCUUCCCAAGCAUCUGCUGUACCAGCCAAAACAUCAUCAAAAGACCGAACUGUAAUUCAGCAUUUGACUCUGGACACUGAUGACCGUGGUGUGAAUGUGGCACCCCUCAGUUUUACUAAUCCUCUCCACUCUGAUUCGGAGCCAGAAGAGAUGGAUGUUGGGACAGCUGUACCUAAAAAUGUUACCAGUAUUUUAGCAAGUGCCAUUGUUACUGCCACCGUACAAAAUGAAAGACCUUCGACAAGAAAAAUAUCACCCAUGUUUAUUGCUCAGGAACAUUCACCCAGCACACUAAAUUUAGGACCCGAGGAAUGUUCUGGGAGCAAAGAAGACAGUCCGCCACCUUUACCAGAACGAACUCCUGAAUCUUUUGUUGUGGCUAAUGAAUCUGACUUCCCUUUUCGGCCUUCUCAUGUUGGGAAGUCUGCGGAAUGGAGUGGUUUUCCACAUCCACAGACAAUUGAGCAAGUAAAGAUGGUGAGGAGUAAGAGCCUGAAAAAUCCUCGAAGUUCAAGAACAAAUAAACCUGAAACACAGGAUAGUGGGAGGCUAUUAGCUGAUUCAGAAUUAGUUACUACAGCAAAGGGUGAGGUAGACCAAACCUCGGAAACAAAUACAAAACAAAGAGAACGUGGUUCAGAUUUAGACAGUGGUUUCCUUUCGAAAAUGAGCAUGCUGAGAACUAUCCUUGUAUCCUGUCUCCAAAAAUCAGGAUUCAAUAAUCGUUAUACAAAACCGAAAGGGCCAAGAGAUCCUCCUCCUGAGUGGACAUGAUGGAGCAGAUAUUCAAAUAGACCGUAAUACUGGAGUGUCUCCCUUCAAGUGCCACAAAAGGACUGAAAAGUAGAAAAAUUAUUCACACUCACUAAAAACUAUCUAUCUUUACUAACAAAAAAAAAAGCAAGAACAAUUUAGAUGACUUAUCAGUUUCAAAAUGGUACACAGUUUACAUCUGUUGUAACUUGCUAUAAACCUUCUUCCAAGGGUGUGGAUUCCGGUGCUAAAUAUCUCUUUGCUGGGACCAUUUUUACCUGCCUUAUUUCACAGUUAAAGUAUUAAGACUUUUUUUAAAGUAUUACAGGCCUUAUUUUUUGGGGGAUUUUGUUACACUGCUUGUAGGAUUGUAUAGUAAUAUAGUAACUAUAAAUAGGUAGUCUGUGGACAACUAUUCUCUGCUAACUUUCAGAAACUAUUAUGUGCAUUACUCUUUUUUUUAUAUAUGUACAGGGCAGGUAGGUAUAUAAUUGACAAUGUUGCAGGUAUUAAAUAUUAACAGAAGAUGUAAGAAAUCUGUGCAUGAUCUAAACCUUGUGUACCAUUUUUUUUGUAAAUUAUUUGCCCUGAAAUUAUUGAAAAAUAUUCUUUCAGGUGUUCUUAACUACUGGAAAUAAGCAGGAAAUUGCAGUUUAACAGGGGUUGAGAUUGUAAUAAUACAUUUUGUAAAUUAUAAGCAAAAGGAUAUUUUUAUAUUAUAUGCUGUUAAUAACCAAUCCCACUUUGAUCUCUUGUUCAUUUGGCCUUGAAUUUAGUAAGUGCCUUCGAACAAUAUGCAAUCCUGUUAACAUCAUGUAAGCAUUUUGUUUGUGCUUUCGUGCAUCGGGAAUAUGAGGACUAUCAGUCUCACAAUCCUGUAUUUUACAAUAUUACCUGUCAGUAAAGGUCUUAAAACAAA